AUGAAGAAGGCACCUCCAAGACAGCCCGAGGUGGGCGGGGAGGAGGAGGCGGCUCCUGAGAAGAGCAGGCCUGCAGCGGAGCCUGCCGAGGUGACCACGGUGCAGCCGUUGGAGCUCAAUGAGAGCUGGGUCCCUGCUCAUGCACGGCAUUCCGUGGACUUCAUCCGGGCCUUUGCCACCAGCCCCAUCAAGUUCCAGGAGGAGGAGCAGAAGGAGGAGUUCCUCCGCACCAUCGCCAUGCUGUGCACAGAUGCCCAUCUCCACAACUUCUCCGAGGAACUGACUGAUUUCUGCAGCAGAUACAAGCUGGUGGAGACGAUCCAGAUGCUGCUGGUUUUGGAGCCCAGGGACGAGAUCUGCAGCCGGCUGCGGUGGCUCGCCAUGCUCGCCUUUGGCAGACUGAGCAUCAUCGGGAUGGUGCUGGAGACCAAAAAGAUUUUAAGGCUCUGCUUCAACAGCCUCUUUUUCCUUCGUCCAUGCUGUGAAAUGCCAAGCGCGCAAGCAACCCUCUGCACUCGGGCCCUGCAGUCCAUGGACACCAUGCUGGAGGUGAUGGUGCUCAACUCUGCCGACUCCAAGGGCUGUGAGAUGCUGCAGGACAUCUUGGAGGUUCUGCUGGACUACCUGUUCUGUGACAUGGAAGCAGUGCAGGAGAGGGCCAUGGGCAGGAUUAGGCUGCUGAGCCGUUUCCUGGCUGACUCUGUCACCAAGCAGGCUGAUGAGGAUGAGGAUGAGGAUGAGGAUGAGGAUGAGGAUGAGGAUGAGGAUGAGGAUGAGGAUGAGGAUGAAGAUGAGGAUGAGGAUAAGGAUGAAGAUGAGGAUGAGGAUGAGGACGAUGAUGCUCCCAGAGAGCAGAUCCAGAUGCCAGUCCUGGGGAAGCUGCUGGGCCAUCUGUUUUUCAAGUUGUUCAGGCCACAAGAAACCAUCUCAAUGGUGGUGGAAAUUCUCUGCUCCCUCAUGACGUUCCUCUCUGUGCAGAAAUGGGACAUGCCAGAGAGCCACUUCCUGCCCCCAGAGGACUGGGAAUCUGAGAUCAACUCCUGGGUGAACGCGCCCUGCGCCUGCAAAGUUCAGGCCUUUGGGAAAUACCUCAGGCCUGAAGAGAGGACAGACGUCGUCCUUGAGGCCAUCGAGAUCUUGGGACGCUCCAACCUCCUGAACAAGCAGGGGCCAGUGGAGUUUCUGGAGGAGGCCAUGAAUUGCCCUGAGAUGUGGCUGACGGAUGUGCCAAAGGUCGUGAGACACAUCUUUCACUACUGUGACGAGAAAAACACAGCACUCGAUGACAGCUUUCACUCCCUCCUCGUGCUGAUGGUGAAUAAGUGGCCUGGGACGGUCAUCACCACAGCUCUGGAGGCCACGCCCAAUUUCAGCGACAAAGUCAGCGUGUGGAAGGCGAUGUUCUCCGGGCGCCAGACGCUGGAGAAGGUUCUGAAGGAGCUGCAAGGCCAGUACUGGCAUGACAACGUCUUCACUGGGGAGCAGAGAUCGUGCCUCGUUUUCUUGUCUGUGCUGGCCUACGGUGACAUGCUGGAGAACCAAAUCAGGCCACUCUACCAGAACUUGAGCCUUCUGACUCCAAAGAUGGAAAUGGUCCCUCUGGUGCUCAGGGCUCUCAAGACGCUGUCGGAGAGCGCCGAGACGGCAAAAGUAAUGAAGGGCCUCCUGCCUGAGAUGCUGACAUUCCUGGGGACUUGCUCUUGGGGACAUUUCAGUGAUGGCCUUGGACAUCUUCCACAACAUUCUGGGGCACGUGAAGAAGAAAGAGGCCAGCAGCACGGCUUUGAAGGCGGCGCGGAGGCUCCGGAGCCUCUUUGAUGCGGAGGAAGACUGUGUGCGGGAGCGCUCCAUCUCCCUCUUCAGAGAGCUGCUGGGUAAAACGACAUGGAGGGGACAAGGAGGCCAUGAGGAGAAACUCAUGGAAGGCCCUGGUGCAGC
Molecule: messenger RNA, 1938 nt
Organism: Haemorhous mexicanus (house finch)
Lineage: Eukaryota; Metazoa; Chordata; Aves; Passeriformes; Fringillidae
Exons: 15
Coding region: 1-1818 (605 amino acids)
Cellular component (GO): cytoplasm
Source: RefSeq, a predicted model, not a curated record